Gongylonema pulchrum is the source of this 576-nucleotide messenger RNA. The record is from the annotation of a GenBank genome assembly. Lineage: Eukaryota; Metazoa; Nematoda; Chromadorea; Rhabditida; Gongylonematidae.
AUGUCGAUCAAAGAGAACGAGUUGAGGUUGCUUCUCGCAAGAGAAAGAAGGCUGAAGCUUGAAAAUGAUAAGCUGCAAGUGCAUAUAAAAAAGUUGAUGGGCGCUGACAGCAGGGAAAAAAUGAAGUUCUAUUCGGAAGAGGCACAGAAGAAAAUUAGAAGUCUGGAAGAGGCUGCGGAUCGUUUGCGUAAGGAAGCGCAUUCAGCGAGGCAGGAGGAAGAAGGCCUGAUGAAUGAUGUGGAAACUACGGGUCAAGCUUUUGAAGAAAUGCAAGAGCAGAAUAUACGACUACUGCAACAGCUUAGAGAGAAAGAUGAUGCAAACUUGAAAUUGAUGGCUGAACGAAUCCGUGCAAAUCAGUAUCAGAAAAAAAUGAGUGAAGAGAGGGAGCGUACGGAGGAACGCAUCACUAGUUUGCAGAACCAAAUCGAAGCACAACAACUUAUGAUUGCGAAGUUGGAGGAGGCUGAGAAGCUUUUUAGGCAGAAAUGCUUACAGAUGGAUCACCAGUUAAGGUACGCUUAUCUUCAUCGUCAUAGCAUUGUUUUUGAAGCAGUGAAUAUGUUGAGCAAUUGA